AUGCCGUCCAGUCUGGGCUCCUGCAGUCCAGCCGCGGUUCUUCAGGAGGCUCUGGAAAGCUCCAGCUGCUUGAUUGACAGGCAUCUGCAGGAGGACCGCUGUUUCCCGGACCUUUCAGAGCUCCUCAAUGUCCCGUCACACAACAUGCCUUCGCUCUCGGGGAUGUCGGACAUGGAUUACCCCCUGCAGGGCCCGGGGAUGAUCAGCGUGCCGAGUCUCCCGGAGCUCAGCUCCAUCCACAGGGUUCCUCUUCCUCCGGAGCUCGUGGAGCAGUUCGGUCAUAUGCAGUGCAACUGCAUGAUGGGAGUUUUCCCUGAAAUCUCCCGAGCGUGGCUCACCAUCGAUAAUGACAUUUUUAUGUGGAAUUAUGAGGAUGGGAGCGAUGUGGCGUAUUUUGACGGGCUCAGUGAAACUAUUCUGUCCGUUGGACUGGUCAAACCUAAGCCUGGUAUUUUUCAGCCUCACAUCCACUUCCUGUUAGUGUUGGCCACACCGGUGGACGUCGUGAUCCUGGGCUUGAGCUUCCCGAAAGCACAUACAGGUCUCAAUGACAGCAUGUUAGGAGCCAUGCAGCUGUUGCCAGAUCCUCUCUACUCCAUCCCCACCGAUAACACAUACCUGCUGGCCAUCACCUCCACGGAUGCGGGCCGUAUCUUCAUGGCGGGGAAAGACGGCUGUCUGUAUGAGAUGGCGUAUCAGGCUGAAGCCGGCUGGUUCAGUCAGCGCUGCAGGAAGAUCAAUCACUCCAAGAGCAGCCUGUCGUUCCUCAUCCCUUCACUGCUGCAGUUCAGCUUCUCCGAGGACGAUCCCGUUGUUCAAAUCGCUGUUGAUAAUUCAAGGAACAUUUUAUACACUCGUUCGGAGAAGGGCGUCCUGCAGGUGUAUGAUCUGGGCGUUGAUGGACGGGGCAUGAGUCGAGUCGCAGCGAUGUCUCAGAGCUCCAUCGUCUCUGCGGCCGGAAACAUCGCCAGGACGAUCGAUCGCUCCGUGUUCAAACCCAUCGUUCAGAUCGCAGUUAUUGAUCGCUCCGAGUCGUCAGACUGUCAGCUGUUGGCAGUCACUCACGCUGGUGUGCGUCUGUACUUCAGCACCAUCCCUUUUGCUCCUCCAAACGCCAAACACAUGGCGUCCCGUCCGAGCAUCCUGACACUGGUGCAUGUGCGUCUGCCGCCCGGAUUCUCUGUGUCCUCCACCCUCCAGAAACCUGCUAAAGUUCACAAGGCUCUCUACAGUAAAGGAGUUCUGCUGAUGGCUGCGUCUGAGGCAGAAGACAGCGACGUUCUCUGGUGCAUCAACCACGACUCCUUUCCCUUUAAAACGCCCCUCAUGGAAGCUCAGAUGACGGUGAGCGUGGACGGUCACUCGUGGGCUCUGUGUUCAAUCGAAGAAACCAAAUCUCCCAGAAUCCUCUCUCCUAUCAAUAAAGAUCUGGCUCCGGUCACUGACUCUCCUCUCGUCGUUCAGCAGCACAGCGUCCCGCCGCAGAAGUUUGUUCUCCUGUCCGCUCAGGGGAGUCACAUCUUCCACAAGCUGCGGCCGGUGGAUCAGCUGCGCCACCUGCUGGUGAGCAGCGCUGGAGGCGAGAGCGAGGACAUCGAGAGCUUCUUCAAGCUGCACGGGGAAGGGCAGGCGUGUGCCACAGCGCUCAUCUUGGCCUGUUCCUCUGCAGCCAGUGAUCGAGAGGUUUCUGUUUGGGCCACACAAGCCUUCUUCAGGUACGGUGGAGAGGCUCAUAUGCGAUUCCCAUCAGCCAUUUCUGCCCCCAGUAACGUCGGCCCACUCUUCAGCUCCCCCGUUCCAGGCGUGUUCCCGUCGAGCAUGUCGACGCCUUACAUCUCGGCUGCUCCCAUGAGCCCGAGCGGUGCGCUGACCUCCUCUGGACCCGAGGUCAUCUUCUCUGGAAAACACAACGGCAUCAGCAUCUACUUCACUCGCAUCCUGGGGAACAUCUGGGAUGGGAGUCUUUCGGCGGAGGACAUCAUAACCAAAGGGAGUCAGACUGUGGCUAUUCUGGAGAGUACGGCCAGUUCAUCUGAUCUGGAGCUCGUUCUGAUGGAGCUUCAGGGUUUGAAGCAGUUCCUGGACAAAAACUCCCAGUUCAGUCCGUCUUCUCUCGGUGUGAGCAGUUUCAGCUCGCCAGCGAACCUGCAGCAAAGGCUUCUGGGAUUCAUGCGUCCCGAUGGCUCCAGCUCUCAGCAGAUGCAGCAGGAGCUCCAGAGGAAGUACCACACCGAGGCUCAAGUGUACGAGAAAGCGUCUCUCCAGGCCAUGCAGCAGUUGGUUCAUCGCUCGUAUCAGACGCUGGCGCUCUGGAAGCUUCUGUGUGAUCAUCAGUUCAGCCUUAUCAUCUCAGAGAUGCCCAAAGAGUUUCAGGAUCAGAUGAAGGCGGUGAGUUUUAAGGAUGUGGUUGUUUCUGGACGGGAGCUGAGCGGCGCUCUCAUCACGGCUCUCAUUAACGUGUACAUCAGAGACAGUGCGUCUGUAGACAGCGUCAGCGCUCACCUGAGAGACAUCUGCCCUCUGCUGUACAGCAGCGACGACAGCAUCUGCUCCAAGGCCAAUGAGCUGCUGCAGAGCUCCAGACAGAUCCAGAACAAGCUUGAGAAGGAGCGCACGCUGAAGGAGUCUCUGCGUCUCUAUCAGCAGAUCAGUCACCACACAGACCUGCCCCUCGUCUGCUCCCAGUACAGACAGGUGCGUUUCUACGAGGGAGUGAUGGAGCUGUGUCUCACAGCCGCUGAUAAGAAAGACCCUCAGAAGCUGGGACUGCACUUCUACAGGAACGGAGAGCCGGAGGAGGACUCGAGCGGCCAGCAGGCCUUCCAGGAGCGACUCUCGUGUUUUAAAUGCAUCACGGACACCAUGCAGGAGCUGGUGAACCAGAGCAAAGCGGCCCCUCAGUCUCCCAGCGUCCCUAAACAACCCGGACCCCCCGUCAUGACCUCUGACCCCAACAUGCUGAGCAAUGAGGACGCUGCGGCUCAUUUUGAGCAGAUGCUGGGUCUCGCUCAGAGAUCUCAGGACGAGCUCUUCCACAUCGCUCUCUAUAACUGGCUGAUCCAGGCCGACCUCACAGACACACUCCUGGAGGUGAACUCGCCCUACCUCGAGGAUCAUCUGAUGCACAUGAUCAAGCAGGACCAGAGUAAAGUGUGUAACAUGGACCUUCUGUGGCGAUACUACGAGAAGAACCGAAGCUUUGGGAAAGCAGCGCACGUUCUGGCGCGUCUGGCUGACAUGCACAGCACGGAGAUCUCUCUGAAGCAGCGUCUGGAGUACAUCUCCAGAGCCAUCCUCUCGGCCAAGAGCUCGUCCUGCGUCUCUUCACUGGGAGCCGACGGAGAGUUCCUGCAUGAACUGGAGGAAAAGAUGGAGGUGGUGCGCAUUCAGGUGCAGAUCCAGGAGACGCUCCGCAGACAGUAUUCCCAGCAUCCUUCAGUGCAGGGAGCCAUAACACAGCUGGACUCCAAGCUCAUGGACAUCACCAAGCUGUAUGGUGAGUUUGCGGAUCAUUUCCGUCUGUCGGAGUGUAAGCUGGCCAUCAUUCACUGCGCGGGACACUCGGACCCCAUCCUAGUGCACUCGCUGUGGCAGGAGAUCAUUGAGAAGGAGCUGAGCGACAGUGUGGCCAUGAGCUCGGCGGACCGCAUGAGAGCCCUGAGCCUCAAGAUCGUGUCUCUGGGGAAGUUAUACGCAGGAACGCCUCGAUACUUCCCGUUAGACUUCCUGGUCACGUUUCUGGAGCAGGAAGUGUGCCGGUUGAGCUGGGACGUGGGGUUCGUCACCUUCACCAUGCAGGAGAUUGGAGUUCAGCUUCCACGACUGCUGGAGGUUUACGACCAGCUCUUCAAGACACGGGACCCGUGUUGGCAGCGUGUGAAGAAGCCUCUUCAUCUGGUGGAGUGCGUCCAUGUGCUUCUGUCAGGAUAUGUGGAUGAUCCCAGCCGUGUGCCCACCUACGACAGACGGAGGUUUACUAACGCUUGUCUGGAUAACAUCUGCGGAUAUCUGGUGGAGCUGCAGUCCUUGAGUCCAAACACGGCUCUGCAGGACAUUAUACGCAACUUUAAAUCUCUUCAGGCCAAACUGGAGAAGCUCCACUGAUGACG
Molecule: messenger RNA, 4109 nt
Organism: Carassius carassius (crucian carp)
Lineage: Eukaryota; Metazoa; Chordata; Actinopteri; Cypriniformes; Cyprinidae
Product: nuclear pore complex protein Nup155-like
Exons: 32
Coding region: 1-4104 (1367 amino acids)
Biological process (GO): protein import into nucleus; transcription-dependent tethering of RNA polymerase II gene DNA at nuclear periphery; protein localization to nuclear inner membrane
Cellular component (GO): nuclear pore; nuclear pore inner ring
Molecular function (GO): structural constituent of nuclear pore
Source: RefSeq, a predicted model, not a curated record